This is a messenger RNA of Anneissia japonica, 2150 nucleotides long. RefSeq names its product trafficking protein particle complex subunit 5-like. The transcript is spliced from 7 exons. The record is from RefSeq and is a predicted model, not a curated record. Gene Ontology annotation, biological process: endoplasmic reticulum to Golgi vesicle-mediated transport. Lineage: Eukaryota; Metazoa; Echinodermata; Crinoidea; Comatulida; Comatulidae. The coding region runs from base 72 to 644 and encodes 190 amino acids. Gene Ontology annotation, cellular component: TRAPPI protein complex; TRAPPIII protein complex; TRAPPII protein complex.
AUUAACCUUUGACAUAAAAACAAUCGUCAAAGGGUUUGCCCAUACGCGAAGAAAAAAGGUACCUCUAGAAUAUGGCUGAUAGAAAACAUAAGCCUAGUGCCGUUGAGCGACCUUUAAGUAAGGGAAAGGCAGAGAUCAACAUAAAUUCAUUUGCUCUGCUAUUCUCCGAGAUGAUCCAGUACUGUCAAAAUCGUGUAGGAUCUGUCCCUGAAUUACAAAACAAGCUCUCAGAACUUGGACAGCAUGUUGGUGUUCGUAUUUUAGAAUUGUUGUUUAUUAGGGAAAGAAACUUGAAAAGAGAGAUCAAGCUUUUGAAUAUUCUCUUAUUUAUUAAAUCUAAUGUUUUAUUUUUAUCAUUUCAGACACUAUUUGGCAAAGAAGCAGAUAAAUUAGAGCAUGCAAAUGAUGAUGAAAGAACUUAUUACAUAAUUGAGAAAGAAUCACUUGUAAAUAAAUUCAUAUCUGUUCCAAAAGAUAAAGGCAGUCUGAAUUGUGCAUCAUUUACAGCAGGAAUAGUUGAAGCUAUUUUAUCUGGAUCCAAUUUUCCCUGCAAAGUAACAGCACACUGGCAUAAAGGAACAACAUUUAUGAUCAAGUUUGACGAUUCAGUUAUUGCAAGAGACAAGAUUCUAGAGCAGCGAUAGUAGGACUGUUUUCAUGAAAGAAGUUUAAUUUCACAAUUAGAUUGUAUUUUAUCAAUUGUAAGUUGCGUCUUGUACACCAUUUUUUGCUAAAUUUGACUGGCAACUGCCGCUGGGGGACUUCCGGAGGAUUAGGUAUUUUGCGCAACGUAGUUACCGUGUGUGCGCAGCAUGCUCCAUUUGUUACUAGCUACUGUAGCUGCUCAAUCUAGACUAGGCUGCUGGAAGUCUCCCACUGAGUUGGGAUACGUUGGCGGCACUGUUUCAAGACGGGAUAAAAUGAUGUAUACUAAUCAAGAAUUUUGAAGUAUAAUUUUAUGUUGAUGAGUAUAACUGAUACACAGAUGUUAACACAUUGGCUGCCAUAUGAUUGGAUGACAAAGUGUUUAUGGGCACCAACAAGUGUUCUUCCAUUGGAAGUAAAGACAACAAGCAUCUCAACAUAUUUUUGAGAAUUUUACAUACCUUUCUCAAGUCUGGUUUCCAUAAAUAUCGCUACACGCUAUCGCCACCUCUUUUGGCGACGCUGAUUGGUCAGGGAACGUUCCUAAUUGAUUCAGGCACAGCUACGCAGUGCAAGGAUUGCAGUGGAAAUGCUGUUGCGACUGUGUAGCGAUUUUAUGGAAACCAGGCAUAAGUUGUCACUAUAGUACUUUGUGUACAGUUGUGGCCUGCAAUUGCCGCUAAGUAUCAUAUAAAAUAUAAUAGAAUAGCAUAUAACCAGUGGCAUAACAGCUAUGAAUGAGCUUUACUGGCUAAAGCCAAGGGCCCUAUGAAGUUAUUAAUAUACUAUUACUGUACUACAUAAUUAAUAUAAAUUAUAUUAUAUAUAUCAGGACCCAAAGCUGCUUUCGUUAUGCCACUGCAUUCAGUAGUACAAGUAUAUUCAUCCUCAGCCCAUCUUUAACACUCGGUUAGGACGAGUAUUUUCGUCCAUGGCAGCGAAAAUAUGUCCUGUGAGGAUCAAGGAACAUUUUAUAUCACUUUUGAUUAUGUAAAAAUGGGAGGGGCAAGUUUAUGUUUUCUCAUUACACAUUGUAUAGUAUUGUAGCAAAUUUUGAAGUCCAAGUGCGAGCUAUUUUGGAGUGUAUCACCAUGCUGUGUGGAGUGCUCAUGCACAAAAUGUUACAUUGUACUUGUCAGUAUAUUGUCAGUACUUUUUUUAAACCUGGGCUCCUACUGCGUCGUGCGACCGUUGACUCCAGCUCCCUGCAAGCGCAUGACGAUGCCACGCCAUCUGCUCGUUGUUGGAAGUCUUAAACGAAUUGUCAAAAAGUUGGAUAUGAUGCGCACAUGUCAUGGCAUUGUUCUUAGAAUCACUGCGCAGUGACACUAUCUUGUUGCCACUGUUGUGUAUAAUCAUGAAGGUACAAAAUAUUUUUAAUUUUUUAUACCCACAUGGUAAAACAUAAUAUGCGCUUUAAGUAUCUGCUGGUGAUCCCUUAAUCAUAAAGAUUGUAUUAUUACAUUUUGGAUAAAUAGUACGUAAUAAAUGAAGAAAAAAAAACA